UCCUUUAAGUAAAAUUAUUUUACAAAAAAAUGAUCAUGAGAUCUCUACAUUUUACUUCAAUAUUAAACAAAGCAAUAUCAAAGAUAUAUAGAGAUUUAUUUACUCUAAUCAUGGAUAUUUCAGUUCAUUUCAUAGCGUUUUCACAUAAAAAUGGGGUAUAUUUAAAGAACAAAAUGGAGAUAUUCUUAUCAUUCUAACCUGAUUAGAAAAUAUAUAAAUACAAUGGUUUAUACUUCAUGCAAUGUUUCUUGGAAAUUUAAUGGUAAUUUCGUUACCGUUAAGCACUAACUAAAUGUGUCUCUUCCUCUAUAAAAACUAAAUAGUUUCAUAACUCCUUUCGGCUACACUGCAAACUCAAAAAAGUCCAUAUAUAAAAAAAAAAAAAAAAAAAAGAAUUAAAGAUGAACAGAAUCAUGAAAAAGCUAUCGUGCUUUAAGACAAAAGUUAAAUCAUUGCGACUACUCGAAUCCAGGUCAUCACUGUCUUCUUCCUCUUUCACUCCUCAGAAAUACGACGUCUUUCUAAGCUUCAGGGGCCCAGAUACUCGCAAGAACUUCGUCAGUUUUCUCUACAAGGAGUUAGUGGCGAAAGAGAUCCGAACUUUCAAAGACGACAAGGAGUUGGAGAGAGGCCGUCUGAUCUCACCGGAGCUUCUACAAGCCAUCGAAGGGUCAGAAAUCGCCGUCGUGGUUGUCUCUAAGACUUACUCAGCUUCCAACUGGUGUCUUGAAGAGCUUGUCAAGAUCUUGAAACUCGAGAAGAAGGGUUUGAUCAAAGUGCUGCCUAUUUUCUACGAGGUUGAUCCUUCUCACGUGAGGUGGCAGAGAGAAGAAGUCGCGAAACAGUUCAAGAAACACGAGAAGAGACAGAGCAGAGAGAAGGUCAAAUCUUGGAGGGAUGCGUUGAAUUAUUUGGCUGAGCUCUCUGGUGAAUGUUCAAAGAACUGGGAAGAUGACUCGAAGCUGGUCGAUGGAAUCACAGAAAGAGUAUCAAAGAUGUUGUUCUCCGUAAAACCAAGAAAUGGUAAUAACCUAAUUGGUAUCGAUGAACACAUGAAUGAAUUGUAUCCACGGUUAGAUUUAAGCUCAAAGGAAGGUGUGCGAGUCAUUGGGAUAUGGGGAAGAGGAAGCAUGGGAAGAUCAGCACUUGCAAGACACGUUUACGAGAGCAUCUCUCAUAACUUUGAAGCUCACUGUUUCCUCGAAGACGUGAGAAAGAUCUCACAACAUUGCCGCAAAUCUCAUCUACAAGAAGAGCUUCUUUCCAAGAUGCAAGGGGAAGGGUUGAGCACAAAGAGCUCUCAUAGGUGUCUUAAAGCGAUCAAAGCAAGGCUCAGGAACAAGAAGGUUCUGCUUGUGGCUAACGACGUGGACAAGAUCGAACAGUUAGAAUCCCUUGGUGAGGAGUUUAGCUGGUUUGGUCAUGGGAGCAGAGUCGUCAUAGCCACACAAGAUAGGCAAUUGCUUAGUUCAUGGGGUGUGAAGAGUGUCUAUGAAGUUGAGCUCUUGAAAUGCUACGAAGUUCGAAAGCUCUUUAGGUCAGAAGCAUUCAAGCAGAGAGAGGUGGAUCCUAUUGGUUUGGAGCAGUGUACAUAUCAUCCACACAUGAAUUUUCUUGGUAUUAAUUUCAUUUUGAAAUGUUUGGUGGCUUUGUUUUUAAUUGUUGUUCAUACUAUUGUUUAGGUACAUGAAUAUUGAAUUGAUGUGUUUGUUUGUUCUUAAAUUGACUUUUAGUCUUAAUGAUAAUAGUAAAGCUAUUCUUUUGAAUAUUGUUUUACCGGUGUAUGUAAAUAUUGUUCUUUUUGUAAGGAAUAAAGAAUACACCAUUUUUUUUUGUUUA
This is a messenger RNA of Brassica rapa (field mustard), 1839 nucleotides long. Its product is annotated as TMV resistance protein N. The record is from RefSeq and is a predicted model, not a curated record. NCBI's taxonomy places the organism in Eukaryota, Viridiplantae, Streptophyta, Magnoliopsida, Brassicales, Brassicaceae. Gene Ontology annotation, molecular function: ADP binding. Gene Ontology annotation, biological process: defense response; signal transduction.